Molecule: messenger RNA, 559 nt
Organism: Bursaphelenchus okinawaensis
Lineage: Eukaryota; Metazoa; Nematoda; Chromadorea; Rhabditida; Aphelenchoididae
Source: the annotation of a GenBank genome assembly
AUGGCCGAGCUGUUCUACCACAACGACGACAAAAAUCCAUUGCCAUGGGCGGAAUACGAAGCCCAUUUCCGGUUAAGACAGAUGAUGAAGACCACACUGCUCCCUGCUAACCUCAUCUACCGCAAUAUGCCCAAUGAGUUCUAUAGAAUCAACGUAAUUUCAAGUUUUAUCAAAGCACUACAUCAACAUGACCUAUGUCAAUAUAAUAGCUUAGAUCUCAAAACUUCGGUCGUUGUAAAACUAAUCAUUACAUUUAAAAGUAUCUAAACAUGAUUUCCAUCAAUUUCAGGCCUAUCUUCAUACACUAGAUCGAGUAGACGCUCCAGAUUAUCGUUAUAUUAUCCUUGAUCUUCUACGUGCCAAACAGAAAUAUAUAAUCCUCAGAAACCGCGCCUUAAACAAACUAGAAGAUGCAAAUGAAUACACAAAUGAAAAAACAUCAAAACUAGAUCCACUUUGUCCAACCGUGGAGUCGAACGAGCUUCUGGAGCGAUAUUACGAUGAAAUCGAAGGGAUCUUUGAUAACGAAUUUGGUGAUCCUGAUCUUGAUUUGAAUUAA